Messenger RNA from Mercenaria mercenaria, 1380 nucleotides. RefSeq lists its product as uncharacterized. The transcript has 4 exons. The record is from RefSeq and is a predicted model, not a curated record. NCBI's taxonomy places the organism in Eukaryota, Metazoa, Mollusca, Bivalvia, Venerida, Veneridae. The coding region runs from base 622 to 1143 and encodes 173 amino acids.
ACUUUUCGCGAUUUAUUUAUAGCAAGCAGGAUACUAAUUUGUCGGCCUAAAACAUGAACAUGUAUCAUUAGAAAUAUUUCUUACAUCUUUUAAGAUGAAAUACUGUGAAAUAUUGAUGCAAUAUGAUACUUUUUUCAUUGUUUAUGUAUUUACCACAUAAAUAUUUUACAUUCAUGCUUUGAUCUCGGGAACGUUUGCAAACAUAAAAUGAAUUUGAGUGUGAAAUAGUUCAUUGCUUUUUUACAUAUGUGUGAUCAAACAACAUACCGAUACAAUGUAUUCAUAAAGAAAUUGAUUGCCUCAAAGCUUUAUAACAUAAUACUUAGUAUACAUAAGUUAUCAAUGUGAUUUCAUAAUUCAUAACUUAUCUUGAAAGUGAAUUUUAAGUUAAAAGAAGACUUGGAGUAAAUUACAUUUCAGUUUAUACAGGUGUUUCAUUUUUUUGGACAAUAAAUUUGAAAUACGUAAUGCAGAACGUUUUAAGUUAAUAAGAACGGUUGAUUUUGUGUGGAUAGAAAAAUCCCUUUUAUUACAUGCCUGGGGGACGAUAUAGAAAUACACAAGAGGAGAGCGGUUGAAAACUUGUGUGUAAUCAUACACGAGGCUACACAUGGAUCAAACAUGGGUGGAAAACAUGAUAUUGACGAAAUUUUAUUUAUAAUCCGAGCUGUUUCCGUGGGUUAUGGAUUAUCAGGAGUAGCAUGCACGAUAACUGGGGUGUAUACACUAUGGUACGCCGCACCUGACAUUGAAUUCCCGUUCUCGUCUGCUUCCGGUGUUUGGAUGGGAUUCUUUACGUUUGUAACAUUCGUGAUGGGCAUCAUUGCGGUAAAAGGAUACGACACAGACUUCCCCUCGUCAUCAAAAGGAAAGGUUAUCGCAUUUUACAUAUUAGUUAUCAUGGACGUCAUUUUCGGAAUUCUCCACGUGUCUUUCUCCGCAGUAGGAUUUUCAUACUGUAGCGUGGAAAUUAGAACCGGAGGGAUACUUUGUAACACAGAGGAGCGACCUAGACUUCUACUAAUGGAGGGUUUCAAUAUUGCAUUUGGAGUGAUUGUAACACUGCUGUCAGUAGCUGUGACCAUUUAUUUGUCUUUUAGGAGAAAGAUAAAUAUUUUAGCAGGAAUUCUAACGGAAGAGUAAACUAAAUAUACACAUGGUGCUGUGGAUUAUGUAACCGACAGAAUGUUACUACAAUAUUCUAGUGAUCAAACCAAUACAGGUUUAAAAUUUGUAUAAAAAACACUUCACAGAAUAUGGUUUCUAAUGUUGAAUGCGCGUUUUUCGAAAAGUGCCAAAAGUGUUGUUGAAUUCUUUUAGUGUUCAGUCUAAACUUUUCAUUUACAUUGCUUCAUUAUGGUCUGAAAUAAAAUUUUCGGA